CUGUUGCGAUCGGUGUCGGAAUACCAUAUAUCGGUCGGGCUAUUGCUUGCUUCUUCGGCACUCUUCUACGUCGGGUACCGCUAGCGGAGCUCUUUGACGUGCCCCGCCACGCGCCUUGACAAAUCCAAUGUCAGUCACGCCUCUACGAGAGCUCUGUUUCCCCACCAUUCCAGCAACGCAGGCUGCCCCAGUGUGUACUACAUAGCUCGACUUCCCGCCUUUCCCAUCUCCCACCUGACGACGAGGGUUGUGCCUGAACUACCUCCGCAUCGCAGCCAGAGUGCUUCAUAGACGCCAUGUCGAAAACAAUAACAAUCUCCUCGAGGGAGCAGUUCAGCGAGCUGCUCAAGAGCUCCAGCAUCGUGGUUGCCGACUUCUAUGCCGACUGGUGCGGGCCUUGCAAGCAGAUCGCGCCGUUUUUCGAACAGCUCUCCCGGCAGCUCUCGCAGCCCGGCGUCGCCACCUUUGUCAAGAUCAACACCGAGACCGAGGCCGGCAAGCAGGUCGGCGCCGAGUACGCCGUCACCUCGCUCCCGACAUUUAUCCUCUUCCGCCACGGCAGCGUCGUCGAGCAGGUCCGUGGCAGUGACCCGCGGAGGUUGCAGGCCGUCGUCGAGCAGCUUGCCAGUGAUAUUGAGAAGGCUGGCCAGUCCGGCGGCGGUGGUGGUAGCAGCAGCGCGAGUGGCAGCGGUAGCGGCGGUUUGGCGUGGCGAGGCGCCGACCUGCCGCGGGGCUACACGGACUUGUCGGACGUGAUCAACAUCCCUGGGCUCGACUGGUCAAACGUGGACGAGUCGGUGUUCAGCAAGCGCACGUUGUACAGCAGGGAGAAGCCCUCGGCUCUGAACAAGAGCGGUGGUGCUAGUGAUAGCAAGGACUGGAUCGAGAGCGAUACGGACGAGCAGGUCAUGCUCUAUGUGCCCUUCAACGCUACUGUCAAGCUGCACACUCUACAGAUCACCUCGCUACCACCCACCGAGGAUGAGGACGAGGACGAGGAUGAGCUGCCCAUGCGGCCCAAGACGAUCAAGAUCUUUACGAAUCGCCCGCAUAUUCUAGACUUUUCCGAGGCCGAGGACACGCAGGCCACGCAGGAGAUUGAGCUUGGCGAGGACGACUGGAACAAGGACGGCACGGCCAACAUUGGCCUGCGUUUCGUGCGGUUCCAGAAUGUGACCAGUGUCGUCAUCUUUGUCGUCGACGGCGAUGGUGACAGCGAAAAAGUCCGGCUCGACCGCAUCAGGCUCAUUGGCGAGACGGGCGAAAAGCGCGAGAUGGGCAAGCUCGAGAAGAUUGGCGACGAGCCUGGCGAGUAGACUAUCGUCUGUGGAAGCUGGGACCCAGUUCAAGCGUCGUGGCUGAGAGAUGUUGUGUCGGUUCCGCCAUGUGGACUCGGGUUGGUCUGGGUGAAGUAACGUUUGCAUUUAGAGGCAUGCGGCGCAGCAUGAUUGCGCAAUGUUUUAGACAAUCCUCCUAUGACAAAAAGGAUAUAGACGGCGCCAAAUGCAUAGCAAGUAUCAGCACUCCAACGCAAGUUUAU
Microdochium trichocladiopsis is the source of this 1540-nucleotide messenger RNA. RefSeq names its product PITH domain-containing protein. The transcript is spliced from 3 exons. Bases 297 to 1316 code for a protein of 339 amino acids. The record is from RefSeq and is a predicted model, not a curated record. NCBI's taxonomy places the organism in Eukaryota, Fungi, Ascomycota, Sordariomycetes, Xylariales, Microdochiaceae.